Molecule: messenger RNA, 1475 nt
Organism: Ananas comosus (pineapple)
Lineage: Eukaryota; Viridiplantae; Streptophyta; Magnoliopsida; Poales; Bromeliaceae
Product: UPF0481 protein At3g47200-like
Exons: 2
Coding region: 27-1244 (405 amino acids)
Source: RefSeq, a predicted model, not a curated record
UCGAUGGGGACUCGAAAUUGCACUCCAUGCUCCGAGCCAUUCCACACCUCCCACCGCGGCAGGAUUGGCGCAUCUCGCGAGCCUCUCGCAUUCGGGAGAUCGUCGGAGGCGACGAAUACGACUCGAACCUCGUGCGCAUUGGACCUCUGCAUCGACGUGAUGCUCGGUGGGAUUAUGGUUUUGUCGUCGCGAUCAAAAUGCUGCACCUCCGCAGCUUGAUUCUUCGAGGCCAUGCCUCCUCCGAAGAGAGCGAGGUGGUGACAAAGUACUUGCGCUGCAUCGAGGGGAUGGCUGACGCCACUCUCCAGCGCUACGAUGCGCAGGAGUGCCACUUUGCUGACCCCAAAGAGCUUGUAGAGAUGAUGGUGUUCGACGGUUGCUUCAUCAUCGAGGUGAUCAUCAAGUACUGGAUGGGGAAGACAAGGGAGUACUUACCGCCGCUCGACAUCGACUUUGUCGAGUCGGACUUGAUAUUAUUUGAGAACCAAAUCCCUUUUUUCAUCCUUGAGGAGCUGUUCAGCAUCACCGUCGUCCCCGAGCUCGCGACCGAAGGUGGAGGCCGAGAGCUCCUCAAAAACCUGGCAUUGUUUUACCUCACUAGAGGAGCAGCAAAACAAGUGCCGGAAGGCUACAACGGGCCAAUCUAUCAUCUCCUGCAUUUGCUACAUAUAUCGCUUUGCGUGCCGCCUCAAGUGCCGUCGCCCCUAGUGUUCAUGCCGAGAAAGAUGAAGUUGCUGUGGAGGGUAAUGAGGAGGCGCUCCCGGGCUGCAUCGGUGAGUUGGUUGCUGUGGAAAGUGAUGCCUCCGGCGCGAGAGCUCCAAAGGCUCGGGGUGAGGUUCAAGCCGAAGAUGACACACCAAUUCGCCAACGUUACAUUCGACGACCGAAAUGGCACGUUAGAGAUCCCUCCCUUGUCUUGUAGCCAGUUCCACCGGCGCUUGGCGAGCAAUCUAGUGGCGAUGGAGUUGGAACAAAGUUGGCCGUCGACGGAGCGACACUUCUGCAGCUACGCGAUGUUCUUGAAGGAGCUUAUCACCACGGAGGAGGACGUGGCGAUGCUCGUCGACAGGAGGAUUCUCGUAUGCAGCGUGCAGGAAGGGUGGCGUGGGGUGCAGCACUUUGCCAGUCUCGCGAGGCUUAACCUUGGCGGCGAGUAUCAGCGCCAUUUCGAAGAGCUGAUCCGUGCAGUGAACAGAUACUACGAGCACGCGAGCAAGGCUAUGCGAGCCGUCUACUUCUGUUAAUGAGCCAUGAAUCGCCGAACUUAAGAAAUUAUCGCAAAUGAUUUUCUACAAAAGAGUGAAAUAAAUAGCGAUCAAUCAUCAUACGGUUGGAGAAUGACCAAUUCGCUCGUCCGAAAUAUAGUUGCAAUGCAGGGUUUCGCCUCAUUUGGUUUGCUUAGUAAUAAAUAAGGAAUUCGUUUGUUACUUCGUGUUUGAAUAAAUAGAUAUAUUAUUUAUGAAUGUUUGCCAUUG